AUGGCGGCUAGGAAUGCAGCAACUACCAAUUGGAUGCUCCUGUUAUAUGCGGUGAACUGGAUAUUGUGUCGUGCAGCUUUUAUGUGUGUCCUGUGGGCUGGGGGUUUCGGCGUAAAUUCCCAACACAUGUAUAUCCUCCUAAUUUCGUUGCGCAAUUCAUUGCCUGUAAACUUAACGGCUUUAAAUGCUUUACUUUAUCCUGAGAUAAGGGACUUACAUAUUGCCAAAAGAGUGGAAGAUAUUGGGUUUUAUGCAGGCUUUGUUGGUUCUUCAUACAUGCUUGGGAGAGCUUUGACUUCUCUUGUUUGGGGAAUGGUAGCUGAUAGAUGGGGAAGGAAACCUGUCAUACUUAAUGGCCUCAUUUCAUCGGUUAUAUUUAACACCCUCUUUGGAUUGAGUGUAAAUUUUUGGAUGGCAAUUGUUACAAGAUUUUUUCUUGGAGCCAUGAGCGAUUUACUUGGCACGAUAAAAUAUUCACUGUGUUUCUACAUCGAUGAAAUUGGCGCACUCCUUAUUCAAGUUAGUACAGUAUGGGGCUCAGGUCUCAUUAUUGGUCCAGCUCUCGGAGGCUUCCUUGCACGGAUAAUGCAGUUUUCUUACUUCUUGCCGUAUUUCAUUAUAUCGCUGUUUGUCGCUGGUGUGCUUAGUGUCUGUUUUUGGCUUCCAGAAACGCUGCACUAUCAUCCCGAGAGCAAAACAGCAGGCAGAGCAAUCGAACCUCUGCAGGCAUGCCUUACUGGGUCUGAUACGGGAGAAAAGGAUGUAGGAAACGAAAAGGGGAUUCAACCUAAUAAGGAAAAUAUUCUCUCAAAUUGGCCACUAAAGUUACCUACCAUCGUAUGCUGUGUUUUCUCCCUUCGUGAUACAGCCUACAAUGAGAUAUUCUCCCUAUGGGCUGAAAGCGAUAGAAAACUUGGAGGGUUGAGUUUUUCGUAUAUGGAUGUUGGUGAGGUUCUGGCAGUCUCAGGUUUUAGUCUUGUGGUAUUUCUACUGUUUAUUUAUAGGAUAUUGAUGCUUCAAAUUGGCUUGAAAGACUGUUCUUAUAUAGUCUUGAAGAUCCUAGCUCCUUGUUGUCUAAGGAAUAAGAGAAAGCUCGUUGGACCCAUCACUUUAACAUGUGCUUCAACGAUUCUCACUAUACCAUUAGUUAUCGCCUGCCCAUUUAUGUCCAAGCUUUCAGGAUCCAUACUUUCAUUGGUGAACUGUGCAUCCAUAUUGAAGAAUGUUCUUUCUGUAGCUCUAUUCACCGGCUUGUUCAUCUCGCAGAACAAUGCAGUGGUAAUCUGCAACUUAUAUGUAAAACGCAUUUGUUCAUAUUUUAUAAGCAUUUAUUGCAAGACUACAAACUUAUUAUCUUGGCAUUUCAUUGACAGCCUCAGCACCAAAGAGGUGCUGCAAAUGUUAUUUCAAUGA
This is a messenger RNA of Asparagus officinalis (garden asparagus), 1413 nucleotides long. Its product is annotated as probable peptide/nitrate transporter At3g43790. The transcript has 15 exons. Gene Ontology annotation, biological process: transmembrane transport. Gene Ontology annotation, molecular function: transmembrane transporter activity. The coding region runs from base 1 to 1413 and encodes 470 amino acids. The record is from RefSeq and is a predicted model, not a curated record. NCBI's taxonomy places the organism in Eukaryota, Viridiplantae, Streptophyta, Magnoliopsida, Asparagales, Asparagaceae.